This is a messenger RNA of Nothobranchius furzeri (turquoise killifish), 3606 nucleotides long. RefSeq names its product extracellular calcium-sensing receptor-like. Gene Ontology annotation, molecular function: G protein-coupled receptor activity. Gene Ontology annotation, biological process: G protein-coupled receptor signaling pathway. Gene Ontology annotation, cellular component: plasma membrane. NCBI's taxonomy places the organism in Eukaryota, Metazoa, Chordata, Actinopteri, Cyprinodontiformes, Nothobranchiidae. The record is from RefSeq and is a predicted model, not a curated record.
CCAACACUGAAUCAGCCGUUGCAACAGGUGGGGCCUGGCUAGUUCAAAUGAAGCAGACAGUAAAAAUCAGAAUUCAAAAUUUCAAAAGCAUUUUUGUUGGUCAGAAACUGAAACUUUUCCUUUACAAAACACCAAUGUAGGUUGAUGCCACAUGGCAAAACUUACUAAAAGGAACACGAAUCUCAUGAGUCCAGGCCUUAUUGUCGAAGCAUGAGAGUUUAAAACUUUCUUUCACUAUCUUCCUGUAUCAACUAGUUGUGUUGAGCUGCUAAACAGGAACAAAUGUCUGUUUAGGCCUAUUAUUUAGAUUUUUUUGUCAAUACCAGUAAGUAAUGUAAUGCAUCUAAAAUUCUUAUAUUUUAGGUGGUGCAUUUGCAGCUGCUCAUAGGAAGUUGGACUUUUAGAUGCUACAUCCUUGAGCUACCAGGAGAGGGUGGUGAUACCUCAACAAUCCACCACUUUCUGCGCUGGCGUUCUUCAUCUGAAGUUUGAUUCCAUGUGUCUACAGCAUGAAUUAUUAUUUAAAGCCUUUGGUUUUUAUUCUAUUAGGACGUUUAACAUGGACCAUGUUUUUUUCAGGUGAUGAUAAACUAUGUUUGAAUUAAAAUGAUGAUUAGGAUGAUUUAUUAAAAUAAAUACAUUUUCUAAGUUGGGGACUCCAAAGCAUUUUAGAGAACAAUCAUUCAUACCCCUGCUGAUGGUAAUAAACUACAGCUGCCUUUGGGACAACUACCAACUGUCCCUCUGACCUCCAUCAUUAAGCAUGAAGGGGGAAGCGUUUUGCUCAAGGACACAAUGACUAAUAUGAAUGGAGCCUGGGCUCGAACCAGAAACACACCGAUCACAGGGUAAACUCCUAAACCCUGAGCCUCAACCCUCACAUGUUCUGCACAAAUGUCCCAUAUGUAAAACCCUCCACAAAACAAUAAUUUUACACAUAACUCAUAUCCAACGGUCCAAUCAGAUUGGUUAUAUGUGAUUAUGUAAUGAAAAUGUGAUUGUUGCCAUAGAAACCACAAGAAUAAGUCUUGCUUAACCCUAGUGGCUUUUGCCCAUCAGGGUCCAUGAGGAUGAAAAUGCGACGAGUAAUAACCGGGCUUCUUUUCAUCGGGCUCUUCUUGGCAUGUGACAGAGCGGAGAAGGACGCUCCUCUCUGUCAGAUUCUGGGGAGUCCAGAGCUUCCUCUGCUGUCUAAAGCAGGAGAUGUGGUGGUCGGGGGUGCUUUCUCUAUUCACAGCAAAAUCACACAACCUCCACUUUCCUUUAGAGAGAAACCAGCACCUCUAACUUGUUCCAGCGUCAACCUAAGGGAGUUCAGAUUUGCACAGACGAUGAUUUUUGCUAUUGAGGAAAUCAAUAAAAGUGCAUUUCUUCUUCCUAAUGUUUCUAUUGGAUAUCGGAUUUAUGACAACUGUGGCUCAACAUUAUCCUCAAUGCAUUCCGCAAUGGCUCUGUUGAACGGUGAUGAGUGGACAAUGGGACAGAGUUGCUCUGGCCAAGCAGCUGUCCAUGCUAUCAUUGGGGAAUCUGAAUCUUCCUCAACCAUUGUGCUUUCACGCACUACUGGACCAUUUAAAAUACCAGUGAUCAGUCAUUCAGCAACGUGCGAGUGUUUGAGCAACAGGAAGGAAUAUCCUUCUUUCUUUCGAACCAUUGCCAGUGACCUCUAUCAAAGCCGUGCCCUCGCCCAAAUGGUCAAACACUUUGGCUGGACGUGGGUCGGGGCAGUCAACAGUGACAGUGACUAUGGCAACAAUGGCAUGGCCAUCUUCCUGGCUGCUGCCCAGGAGGAAGGAGUGUGUGUGGAAUAUACAGAGAAAUUUAGCCGACACGAACCAGAAAAACUCCUGAAAGUGGUGGAAGUGAUCCUAAAGAGCACUGCUCGGGUGAUUGUCUGCUUCCUGGCUCACGUGGAAAUGAACAAUCUGUUAGAGCAGCUGAGUCGGCUCAACAUCACGGGCCGACAGUUCAUUGGUGUGGAGGCCUGGAUUACCGCUGACAGCCUUGUUACUCCUACAAGCUUUAAUGUGCUGGGAGGCUCACUGGGCUUUGCUGUGCAAAAAGUUAAUAUUAGUGGUCUGGAGGAUUUUUUAGUUAAAGACUUCUGGGAAUCAGACCUCCAAUGCAAUGAGAUGAAUACGGACAGUAUGAUAAAAAUAUGCAAAGAAAACCAGGACUUACUUGAGUUUAGAGGUUAUAAUGAGGAUGUGGCAGAGCUGAGAUACUCUAGUAACAUCUAUAAUGCCAUCUUUGCUGUGGCUCACUCUCUGCACAGCAUCCUGAGAUGCUCAGAAAGUCAGGACUGUGAGAAAACACUGGUGGUCAAGCCUUGGGAGGUAGUUGAGGCUCUACAGCAGGUGAAUUUUACAAUGAAUAAUGGAGACCAGGUGUGGUUUGAUCACACAGGAGCAGCUGUUGCGAAGUAUGAAGUGGUGAACUGGCAGCGUGGAUCAGAUGGAUUGAUUCAGUUUAAACCGGUUGGUUACUAUGAUGCUUCUCUGCCUUCUGGACAGAUGUUUGUUCUGAAUACAGAAGCUAUAACGUGGCCUGGAGGAAGCAAGGAGUUGCCUGCUUCAGUGUGCAGUGAAAGCUGUCGACCAGGAACUCAUAAAGUCCUUCAAAAGGGAAAACCCAUCUGCUGCUAUGACUGUAUAACAUGUCCUGUUGGGGAAAUUAGCAACUCAACAGAUUCUAAUGACUGCAAAAAGUGUCCUGAAGCAUUUUGGUCCAAUCAGAACAGAGAUGCAUGUGUACUCAAACUUAUUGAGUUCCUCUCAUUCAGUGAGGUCAUGGCUAAAAUCCUUGUGUUUUUCACCUUGUUUGGUUUGCUCCUGACCUUCAUGGUAGCUGCUCUGUUUUUAAUCAAUAAAGAGACACCGUUGGUGAAAGCCAACAACUCAGAGCUGAGCUUCCUGCUGCUCUUCUCCUUGUCUUUGUGUUUUUUAUGCUCUCUGACCUUCAUCGGCCAGCCCACAGAGUGGUCCUGCAUGCUGCGUCACACGGCGUUUGGCAUCACCUUUGUCCUCUGCAUUUCCUGUAUUCUCGGGAAAACCAUGGUGGUUUUAAUGGCUUUUAGAGCAACGCUUCCAGGCAGCAAUGUGAUGAAAUGGUUUGGGCCUGCACAGCAGAGACUCACUGUUUUGUUCUUCCCCUUCAUACAGCUCAUAAUUUGCACCCUAUGGUUGAGGAUAAACCCCCCUUUUCCUUUUAAAAAUGGGAGUUACUAUUUGGAGAAGAUAAUUCUGGAAUGUGCUCUGGGGUCAACUGUCGGCUUCUGGGCUGUCUUAGGAUUUAUUGGAUUUCUUGCUUUGUUGUGCUUUGUUCUUGCUUUUCUGGCCAGAAAGUUGCCAGACAGCUUCAACGAAGCCAAAUAUAUCACUUUUAGCAUGUUGAUCUUCUGUGCAGUGUGGCUCACCUUCAUCCCAGCAUAUGUCAGCUCUCCUGGGAAGUUUACUGUUGCCGUGGAGAUUUUUGCUAUUCUGGCAUCAAGUUAUGGAAUACUGUUUUGUAUAUUUGCACCAAAAUGCUUCAUUCUUGUAUUUAAACCUGAAAUGAACACAAGAAAGCACAUGCUUGGAAAAACAUAACCUUACCUUUAUUUGAAAU